UCAUGGCUGGAGAGGCAGCGCCGCUGGGCGCCGAGCUCCUGACCUUCGCGCGGUUCCUGGACUCAAGCGCCGAGCGGCUCACCUAUGGCUACGGCCAGCGCAGCCUGAGCGAGCUGCGGGCGCGCGAGUUCGGCCGCCUGGCAGGAACCAUCUACCUUGACCAUGCAGGGGCCACCUUGUACCCCCAGAGCCAGCUCACCAGCUUCACAAAUGAUCUCAUUGGAAAUGUUUAUGGUAAUCCUCACAGCCAGAACAUAAGCAGCAAGCUCACCCACGACACUGUGGAGCAGGUGCGCUACAGGAUCCUGGCGCACUUCCACACCACCCCAGAGGACUACAGUGUGAUCUUCACAUCUGGGACCACGGCUGCUCUCAAGCUGGUGGCAGAGGCCUUCCCAUGGGUGCCGCAUGGCCCAGAGAGCAGUGGGAGUCAGUUCUGUUACCUCACCGACAGCCACACCUCUGUGGUGGGCAUGAGGGAGGUCACCAGAGCCAUGGGCGUCCCGUCCAUACCCCUCAGCCCAGAGGACAUGCGGUUGGCAGAGAAAUGGGGUGUGGCCACCAGGGACCCUGACUGCCAGGUUCCACAUCUCUUCUGUUACCCAGCUCAGAGUAACUUUUCUGGAACCAGAUACCCCCUGUCCUGGAUACGAGAGGUCAAGUCAGGGCAGAUGUGCCCUGCGAAUGUGCCUGGGAAGUGGUUCGUGCUGCUGGAUGCAGCCUCCUAUGUGAGCACUUCGCCCUUGGACCUGUCGGUUCACCAGGCUGACUUUGUCCCCAUCUCCUUCUACAAGAUAUUUGGCUUCCCCACUGGCCUGGGGGCACUGCUGGUGAAUAAUCAGACAGCUUCUCUGCUGAGGAAAUCUUACUUUGGAGGAGGCACGGCUGCUGCAUACCUCGCAGGAGAAGACUUCUAUAUCCCAAGGCAGUCGGUGACUGAAAGGUUCGAAGAUGGCACCAUCUCCUUCCUUGAUGUGAUAGCACUUAAACAUGGAUUUGAUGCCCUUCAGCAUCUCACAGGUGGAAUGGAGCAUAUAAGGCAGCACACCUUUACCUUGACGAAGUAUACCUACGCCGCCCUGUCUGCUCUCCGGUACCCCAAUGGAGCCCCUGUUGUGCGAAUUUACAGUGAUUCAGAGUUCAGCAGCCCGGAGGUUCAUGGUCCAAUCAUCAAUUUUAAUGUGCUUGAUGACAAUGGGACCAUCAUUGGCUACUCCCAGGUGGAUAAAAUGGCCAGUCUUUACAACAUCCAAGUGCGAACUGGCUGCUUCUGUAACACCGGGGCCUGCCAGAGGCACCUGGGAAUAAGCAACGAUGAUAUCAAGAAGAAUCUUCAGGCUGGUCACGUCUGUGGAGAUGAAGUGGAUCUGAUCGAUGGAAAGCCCACAGGGUCUGUGAGGAUUUCAUUUGGAUACAUGUCUACACUGGAGGAUGCCCAGGCCUUUCUCAGGUUCAUCAUAGCAACCCGACUGUGCCCAUCCCAUGGCCAGUCUCUCCUACAGGUCACCCCCAGGGAGGCUGGAGCCCCACAAGCCGAGGAUAAGGCUGGGAACAUAUCUGCCACUGUGGACGGAUCUAGUCCCUCAUUUCAGGAAGACACCCCCACAUACUCCCAGGUUUGGAACAACCCGCCCACUACUGUGGAUGUGGUGGGUUUGCACCCACCUCUGUCUGAGGCUGUCAGAACCCAGGAGACUCCUUCAGAGAAAGCUCCAGGAGUCCCAGAUAAGGUCCUCGGGACACACAUCAUCACCAACAUUUAUCUCUACCCCAUCAAAUCUUGUGCUGCAUUUGAGGUAAAGACCAGUUGGCCUAUAGGAAAUCAGGGACUGUUGUAUGAUCGGAACUGGAUGGUUGUGAACCACAAUGGCAUUUGCCUGAGUCAGAAGCAGGAGCCCCGACUCUGCCUGAUCCAGCCUUUCAUUGACUUGCAGCAAAAGAUCAUGGUCAUCAAAGCCCAGGGGAUGGAGCCUAUAAAGGUGCCUCUUGAGGAUAGCAAUGAACCAACUCAGAUUUGCCAGAGCAAGGUCUGUGCGGACAGGGUAAAUACUUAUGAUUGUGGAGAAAAACUUUCAAGCUGGUUGUCAAGGUUUUUUGGCCGCCCGUGUCAUUUGAUUAAACAAAGUUCUAACUUUCAAAGAAACGCAAAGAAGAAACAUGGCAAAGAUCAAUCUGGUACAACAGCUGCCCUUUCUCUGGUGAAUGAAGCACAGUAUCUGCUGAUAAACAGAUCCAGUGUUUUGGAACUUCAGCAGCAAUUAAAUGUCAGUGGUGAGAAUGGAAUGGAGGAAUUAUUCCCAGUGAAAGACCUCAUCCCACGAUUCCGUGCCAAUAUUAUUACCAAUGGAACAAGGCCUUUUGAAGAAGAGAAAUGGGAUGAGAUUUCAAUUGGUUCUAUGCGUUUCCAGGUUGUGGGACCUUGUCACAGAUGCCAGAUGAUAUGCAUCGACCAGCAAACAGGGCAACGGAACCAAGAUGUUUUCCAAAAGCUUUCUGAGAGUCGAGAGAGAAAGGUGAACUUUGGAGUGUACCUGAUGCAUGCCCCUCUGGAUCUAUCUUCUCCAGGUUUCCUGACCGUGGGAUCUCAGAUUCUCCCUGUGUUGAAAGAAAAUAUAGACCACCACAAUUUACCUGCUUCUAAGAAACAUCAGGAUGUUACUUCCUAAAAUUUUUUUCUGCAUAAGUUAACAUUUCUCUUUUACAAAUAUAUUUACUCUUAUUAAGGUCUGCAGUGUGGUUCAUUGGAAUUUUUUGCCUCGAGUGUAGAGAACGUGCUCUACGCCUCACUCCCCAGUUGCACUGCUCUACCUCAGAGAAGUCCAAGGUCUCUGCUUGGACAAGUCCAAGGUCUGUGCUUCCUAAGAGACAAAUUCAGCACAAGCGCUUUGCUGAUGUCUAGCAAGGCUUCCAUGUAUAUUGGGAGUGUGAGAGUUUUGACUCAUUGGGAAGAUUUAACCUUUAUUUUGCCACUUUACCAUAUGGUUAGUUUGUCUUUAGCAAGAAUCUCUAGGCUCUCUUCAAAUCCCUUUGUGUUGAGGAAGGUAAAGAGUGCCCAGCAAUCCUGAGAGAGUGAGAAUGUGCCACUCAAACCUCAUGUGCAUGGUGGAUGUGGCUUAUGUUCAGGGCCCAGGGUGUGACUUGUAUCACAUUCCUUAGUGGAGGUUUGACCAGGAUAUAUAUGUGUUGAGCAAAGGCACAGGCUGGCAACCCGCUUCCCCUGGCUUUCAUUCUUGCACACCAUUCCUCUGCCCCUUUGAGUGGAUGCACCGCGGAGGGCACACAAUUUUGCUCUGUGAUCGUGGAGUUAUGUCAGCAGUGUGCUCCUCUCCACAAGCCCAUCAUGUGGGGUUGCUCCAUCCACUCUAGAGCCUCCAAAUCCCAUUCAAGAGAGAAACUGUGGAGGCUGAGGGAUCUCAUCUAUCUGUACCGUCUCUGACCACACAUCUGCAGCCUCCCAUUGAAUAUCUCCAGUGCAGGAAAUCUCAUUGUUUAAUGAAGUUACCCAGACCACUGGGUUGCCCAAAAGUUCCUCUGUGUUGAGCUUGUACCUGACUCCUUGUGACUUCCAGCCAUGGGUCUAGCCCUGUCGUCCGGAGCAAUGUAGUGUGAGCUGGUGCACCCCUGCAUCCACUAUGCCUGAGUCCAGCUUAAGCAUGGGGUCUGUGGGAGAACACCAGGACAUUGGUCAGACCUUCAGUACUUUGUUAUAUCUGUCCAGUUACUUCUUUUCCCCAAACCUUUGCCCACCACUGCCCCCCACAUCUUCCUAAAGCCAGUGUUGCCAUGUCUCUCUGUCACUAUCGUUUAGUGCAUUAUACUCAGGCUUCCCUGCCUGAUUUAUUCAGAGCCCUCAGGAUUAGGGGUCUGCUUGUUAUAUUAUCUUAUUUGUAGCAUGUUAUGGUAUUCCCAGCACAAUACAAAAAAAAAAAAAGAAAGAAAAAGAAAAAGAAAAAAUGAGCUGUGCUUCUGUUGUCAAAUGUUGAUGAGGUGGAGCCAUGCAUGGUACCUUUGUUUGCUGUGAGGAUCCAAGUGUAAAAUCUGGCCUCUGACUCAGUGGUUCCUGAGGUCAGUAAAAGAGUAGACAAAUAGAGUUAGUUGGGAGGGGGUAAUUUAUUUCAAACUGUUUGUUGAAAUUGAG
Molecule: messenger RNA, 4138 nt
Organism: Talpa occidentalis (Iberian mole)
Lineage: Eukaryota; Metazoa; Chordata; Mammalia; Eulipotyphla; Talpidae
Gene: MOCOS
Product: molybdenum cofactor sulfurase
Biological process (GO): Mo-molybdopterin cofactor biosynthetic process
Molecular function (GO): pyridoxal phosphate binding; molybdenum cofactor sulfurtransferase activity; molybdenum ion binding
Source: RefSeq, a predicted model, not a curated record